GACGCAGCACCAUGGACGUCCAAGACCACGACCCCAUCGAGGAGGAGGAGGACUGCUUGCAGUACCGCCAGGAGACCGCAGACCAGGAGGACUGCGAUGGGUACCACCAGCGCAUCGAGGGGCAACAGGACAGCAUCGGCUACGGCCAGACCGCUCGCCCCUGGAAUGAUGACCAACACCAGCGGGAGCGGGAAGACUACGUGGCCAUGAGAGACGACCUGGAGUACUGGGCGGCCAUCUGGAUGGAUAACUUGGUGCAGCUCCCCACGGGCAACAGCAACUGGAUGCAGAUCUGUGUGCCGCUCCUGGAGACCAUCUUGGGAGGCGGAGGCAACAAUGGCAUGGUGAGACUGCUCAGGCGUAGGUACCAGCAGGCCGGCCUCAACCACAUCAUCAGGGUCCGCACCCACAGUGGCCACCAGACGCAGCAGCAGAUCAACACAAGACGGCAGCUUGCGCAGCAGCUCAACCAGCCUGACCCAGGCAGGCUGAACGAAGAGGGUGCAGCCAAGGACCAGCAGCAGGCCCUCCUCGCAGACCUGCACGCGAUCGCAGAGGGCGCCCUCGUGGACCCAGGGACAAUCAGCAGGGUAGCAGAGGAGGUAAAGAGCAUGGCCAAGCUACUCACAAAGGCGGUGAAGAAGGCGUGCAUCCACUGGGUGCACGACGCCACGGCAGGCAGUGCGAAGAUGGCCCACGCCUACACCAAGGCAGCGGAGCGCAGCCAUCUGGAGGAUAUCCUAGAGCACGAGGGCCAGGUCAUCAACCACCCGCAGCAGCUAGUGGACUUGCGCAAAGAAGCAUGGCAACGCAGGUGGACACGAGAUGCACAGAAGGCCGAGAGGAUCCAAGAGGCGCUGGCCAAGCUGAGGCAGGCUGCCUUGGCCCAAGAGAAUGCCCUCGAGCCCAUCAGCAAGGACAUCAUAGGCUCCAUCAUCCAGCACCUGAAGCGCAAUGCUGGCCAAGGAGCGGACUGGUGGAGGGCUCCAGAGCUCAAGGCCAUGGGCGCCCAGGGGCUGGAAGACUUCGUGCAGUGCCUGACCAGCUGUGAGCAACGGGCAGCGUGGCCGUGGCAAUUCUACUUGGUGCUGGAGCUGCUGCUGGGUAAGAAGCCAGGAAUCGGCGGAGAGCGCCCCAUCGGCCUCAUGCCCAUGCCGUACCGCAUCUGGAGCGCAGCCAGGAGGCCCAUAGUAGCCACCUGGAGCAAGGCAGCGGCGGGCUUCUGGGAUACGGCAGCAGCUGGCUCCUCAGCGCUACGAGUGGCAAUGCGCAGGCUGAUGAGGGCAGAAGCCGCCGCGGAGAUGGGCUUUCAUGCAGCAGGAGUGUUCUACGACGCGGCAAACUUCUACGACAACAUAGGCCUCGACCAGCUGAUCGAGAAGGCCAGCGCCCUCCAGUGCCCGUUGCUGCCGCUGGCAAUGGCCGUGCAGAUGUACCUUGCGCCCAGGGCCAUCAUGGCCCACAGCCUCUUCUCGGACAUCUUCGAGCCUGCCAACAGCAUGGUAGCUGGCUGUGGCCGAGCGGUAGACCUCACCAGACCGCUUUUGCAUGGCAUCUUGGACGCAGCGCACAGGCACCACAUCUUCGUCGUCAUGCAGCAGUACCUGGACGACUUGGCCCUGCAGGUAGAGGGUGCGGGGCGGCAGGUCAUUGACCAGAUCAAGCACGUGGCAGCGCUGGUGCACGAUGGAUCCAAGCAGCUCGCGAUACCCAUCUCUGUCAAGACGGCAGUGGUGGCCUCGGACAAGGACCUCCAGGCAGAAGUCGCCAGCAUCCUGGACAGCCUGGGCACCCCCAACAAGCAACCAGGUGUAGUGCGCGACCUCGGCGUGGACACCAGCCUUGGCAAGCAGCUGCGGCGACCCACCCAUGCCGCGCGCCAGGCCAAGGCCAAGCAGAGGGUGGCCAAGCUCAGGGACCUAGCGAAGACGGACGCCAGAGGCGCGGCAAAGGUCUAUUCAGCAGGAGCCUUCUGCCAGCAGGCUUGGGACUUACCAGCGCGCGGCAUCACGCCCACGGAGGCGAAGUUGGUCAGGGCUACGGAGGCAGCGCUCCUCACAGGCGGACACAAGGCUGGACGCUGCACGUCCACCAUCCUCCUGAUCCAGAGGGGUAUGCAAGAGGCAGUAACCCGAGCCAUCGGCGACCAGAUCAAGCAGUUCUGGCUCGCCGUGGUCGACCACCCGACGGAGCUCAAGAGGCACCGGAGAGGCUGGCUCCUGCUCUACGCCAAGCUGGGCGCCCUGGAACCCAACCGCAGGUGGCAGCAGGUCAAGGGGCCUAUGGCAGGGGUCAUCGCGCAGUUGCUUGGGUUAGGCUGGAUACCGCGACGCCUGGGCAGCUGGAUCAGCCCAACAGGUGACGAGUGGGCCUACAAGCCAGAUGACAUCCCUCACUUCGGCGCGCUCCUGCAUGAAGUCCAGCAGAGCGCGCAGCAGCAGCUCUGGCGGCAGGCAGCUGGCCAUCGCAGUGGAGAAGGACUUCAGGCUGGAGGCGACCUCUAUCAGCUGCAGCGCCACCUGAGGAGGAGGAGGAGACGUAAAGGACAGCAUGCAGAGGCAGCCAUGCUGGAGACCAUAGCGGCGGCGGGCAUCUGGACCAGGGAGCGUCGCAGGGCGACCAACCUCGACCAAGAAGGCGAUGACACCUGCGCGAGAUGCGGCGAGGCGAUAGAGACAGAGGAACACCGCUACUACGCAUGCCCUGCCAACGCAGAGAUAGGGCACAGCAAUGACACCGACCUGGCGAAGAAGGCGAAGGACGCGCUGGACCAGCGGCAGGACCUGCAUUUCUGGCUCCGAGGCAUCCCGCCAGCGGCCUGGGCAGCCAAGGCCGGCCCAGACGAGGACGCGGCGAAGGCGGCGCAGAUCUUCUGCACCAGCGAAGAGGCUCAGGCUGCAGCCCAGUCAGGGCACAAGGUUCGAGCAGACUAUGUCUUCACGGACGGCUCAGGUGGUGCAGGGGAGACGGCCAAGGACCCCCGCCUCAGACGCUGCGGCUGGGCAGUGGUGGCUUUCAGGUUCGACGAACAAGGACGUCCGCAGGAAGUGGCUGCCUGGUGCGGCGCAAUCAGGGCACCGCGCACGGUGCCACGGGCAGAGCUCACCGCCAUGAGCAAAGCCAUCGGGCACACCACGGCGGCGACAGCCAGGGGGCUCAACAUAGUCAGCGAUUGCAAAUACGCCCUGGACGCACUCAAGCAGAUCCAGGACCCUGAGGAUCUGGACUACAGGAGCACGAACUACGACCUCUGGCUCCAGACGAAGCAGCAGCUGCAGAACAGCACGGACACCAUCAUGGGCCACCACAUCCCGAGCCACCUGAUUGAGCACCCAGCCGAGCUGGAGAGGUGGAAUGGUCCCACCUGGUGGGUCAUAGGAAACGAGAUGGCAGACAAGUACGCAG
This is a messenger RNA of Prorocentrum cordatum, 3405 nucleotides long. The record is from the annotation of a GenBank genome assembly. NCBI's taxonomy places the organism in Eukaryota, Dinophyceae, Prorocentrales, Prorocentraceae.